Brettanomyces nanus is the source of this 1626-nucleotide messenger RNA. RefSeq lists its product as uncharacterized. The transcript has 2 exons. Bases 1 to 1626 code for a protein of 541 amino acids. Lineage: Eukaryota; Fungi; Ascomycota; Pichiomycetes; Pichiales; Pichiaceae. The record is from RefSeq and is a predicted model, not a curated record.
AUGUCGUCUCAUGACAUGAUGAGUUCUGAUAUGCUUAAGCCCCCAUUUGUGAAUAGACCCAGACAUAGGCAUCGUCGUUCCGCUGCCAUUUCUGGUGAUUUUGACAUGAGGGAAUUUGGACUAUUACCUCCUCCAGCUACUUUCAGAGACGGAUCUAUGCCACAGUCGAUUCCUGCUUCACCUACAAGGCAGAGAACAGAAAUUAAUGCUACCCACAUCACUGCUUCGGACAUGGAUACGACGGUUGCUUUCUCCCCUCUAACGUCUACGUUUCUUCCACCUCCACUAGUUUUCUCUCCUGAAGCUUCAGAUAUUCCUGUAGCUUCGUCGUCAUCUCUCAGUUCGCCACUUUCAAGGCCUGUUUUAUCCUUUGUUACUCAGUCCACAUCCAGUGACACCCCAAAAUCGCUUCCCGGCUCUCCGGCUCGUUUUUUCAUGACUGAAGAGGCUUGUUUUUCUCGUCAUUCCGACGUUCCUGAUGCUGUAAUCGACUUGGAUGAAGUUCUCGCAAAGAAAAGAUUCAGUUCCUCUAUUCCAAAGCUCAAUCAUUUUCCUAAUACUUGCAUGAGAACUGCUUCUGCCCCUGAAUUGGAACUCUUCUACUACCCUAAGCAUUCCUUACUAUGUUCACCUAAGAAAAGUGAGGUUGCUAUAGUUGAAGAAAUCACUGAAGAGGAAGAUGGUGAUCCUGACCCUGGCAUGAUUGUUGUUACUGGCAUUGAUCACGAAGAUGCUAAGAGUAGUGGAAGUAAUAGCAGUACAGCCUCCACAACCAAAAGUUGUUUCGGCGAUCCUGUUCUAACAAGUACCUCUUUAGCCAAAUCAUUGUCACUGAAGUCCGCCCUUCUGACUAAUGGCAACGCUUCUUCCAAUUCGCUUUGUUCCGACAAGUCGGGCAUCUCUCAGAUGCACAGCUUGAACAAUGCAGCGUCAGCUUCUUCUCUUAGAGGUAAAGUGCGGUAUCAAUCGUACUUUCAUAAUCAGCAGAAGAUGUCUUCUCCCAAAUUGGGACCUGUUAGACCACCGCCUCGAUCUGCGGGAAGAAUGUUAGAUUCUCCUGCUCAGAGAUCGAGGUCUCCAACACGUGUUCGUUUCCAGGAGCCUCGUAGUCAUCCGAAGAAUCCUUUCAGAUACCAAUCGCAGGUGUAUGAAGUGGUUGAGGAAGACCAUCUCUUUGAGAAUGAUGAGCGGGGAGACCAGGAAAAUCAAUCCAGUUCCAUUCUCAGCAGUAUUUCAUCCAAGUUCCAUCAUCGUAGAGGUUCUUCUGUAUUUUCAUUUCGAUCUCUCAGAAAGGAGAGGUCUGUUAUAGAGACUACCACUGAUUCUCUGCUGGGUCUUGGGUCAAUGGAAUCUCCAGAGAUUGCAACAGCUGCCUACUCUCCACCGGCAGAUACUACUCUUCUGUCCGAUGAGGUGACGCUUACGCCUGAAACGCUUGGAGAACCGGGACCGAUGGUUGAACGAAACGGCGAGAAAUCACCCUUAAGUAAUAUAUCAAAUACCCCUGGUAAACUGAAGGGAGUUGUCGGUUUAGAGUCGCAACAGUUCGACGGCAACCGUCAAAGAUCUGCGUCUACCAAGCGCAGAAAGGGAAUUUUCAGCUGGAUGCUAAGGGCCAAGAACUAA